Messenger RNA from Rhododendron vialii, 1575 nucleotides. Its product is annotated as dihydroorotase, mitochondrial. The transcript has 8 exons. Gene Ontology annotation, biological process: pyrimidine nucleotide biosynthetic process; 'de novo' pyrimidine nucleobase biosynthetic process. Gene Ontology annotation, molecular function: dihydroorotase activity. Lineage: Eukaryota; Viridiplantae; Streptophyta; Magnoliopsida; Ericales; Ericaceae. The record is from RefSeq and is a predicted model, not a curated record. Gene Ontology annotation, cellular component: chloroplast; cytoplasm. Bases 66 to 1388 code for a protein of 440 amino acids.
CUAAGUGAAAAAAAAAUUUACACAACACUUUCAUAAACCCAUUCACAUUAGUACUUGUUUUGCAGAUGCCGAAGUAUUGGAUCUGGCAAGAACUAGCAACAGCAAACGCCUCCUCUAAACGUACUCCUGCUGUCCUGCAAAGUCAACCCGUCAAUUCUCAUCCUUCGCCCGACGCUGAUUCUUGCCGGAGAAGAUUCCACUACGCAGGAGAUCAACUCUGCUUGCAUUCUCAUCGAGGGUCUAUCUUCCACCACCCCUCUCUAACAAAUCCAAUCUCGGAGGCAUUAAAUGUACCUUCUGUGAAUGUUGUUGGGCGGCUUAAUCCGGUAAAAGCCACAGGAGCCAAGAUGGAAGUAUCUAUUACCCGACCGGAUGAUUGGCAUCUUCACCUUCGCGAUGGUGACCUUCUUGAAGCUGUUAUCUCUCACAGUGCCUUCCAUUUUGGAAGGGGAAUAAUUAUGCCAAAUUUGAAGCCUCCAAUCAAGACAACAGCUGCAGCUAUUUCUUAUCGAGAAUCCAUCUUGAAAGCGAUUCCCACCAAUUGUGACUUUACUCCUCUUAUGACACUUUACUUGACAGAUACUACGAGUCCUGAGGAGAUCAAACUUGCCAAGGAGAGUGGAGUUGUAUAUGCUGUAAAGCUCUACCCCGCUGGUGCUACAACAAAUUCUCAAGAUGGUGUUACAGAUUUAUUUGGAAAGUGUCUACCUGUUCUUGAGGAGAUGAUGAAGCAGAAUAUGCCUCUUUUGGUCCAUGGAGAGGUAACAGACCCCGAGGUUGACGUUUUUGAUCGUGAAAAGGUAUUCAUUGAUGCUAUUCUAAGACCCUUAAUUGCUAGGUUUCCACGGUUAAAGGUUGUGAUGGAGCAUGUUACUACUGAGGAUGGUGUUAAGUUUGUUGAGUCUUGCAAAGAAGGAUUUGUUGCAGCAACAGUCACACCUCAACACCUUGUACUCAAUAGGAAUUCCCUUUUUCAAGGGGGGUUGCAGCCACACAACUACUGUCUUCCAGUACUCAAAAGAGAGAUACACAGACGAGCUAUUGUGUCAGCUGUGACAAGCGGUAGUAAAAGAUUUUUCCUUGGAACCGAUAGUGCUCCUCAUGAUAGACGAAAGAAAGAAUGCUCGUGUGGAUGUGCCGGCAUAUUCAACGCUUUUGUUGCCUUAUCAGUCUAUGCCAAAGUUUUUGAAGAGGCUGGUGCACUUGACAAACUAGAGGCUUUUACGAGCUUUAAUGGACCAGACUUCUACGGGCUUCAGAGAAACACAACAAAAGUCAAAUUGAUCAGGAGCCCAUGGAAGGUGCCGGAAUCGGUACCAUAUGCAUCUGGUGAGAUUGUUCCAAUGUUUGCUGGUGAAACGCUCGAGUGGCUGCCUGCCGUAGUUUGAUCGGAAAAAAGAAUGUUACUGAUUGAUGAUCUUUCUUAACAGACCCGUGUAUCUCCAAAUAUAGGACUAUCAUGAGUUCAUAUGUAGGCUGUCUCAGUAGAUAGGGGCAACUAUGUGGGAACAAGAACGUGAUCCCCUGAUCUAUUUUUUGACAAUCUUUAUCGAGUAUUUGACGUCAUCGAUAUUA